AUGCGUCGAUGUGGCCAUCCCGCAGCAGCAGGCCUGCUUCCUGCUGCCUGCUGCCUGCGGGGUUUUGGAUUUAAGCUGCCGGUAACUUCGAGCGCUAAAAAAGUCGUUACAGUUAUUCGUGCGCACAAAUGCGCACGGAGCGAGCCAGAGGCCGUGACGCCGUGGGAAGGGAAGCCCCUGCCCAUGGCGCACCGUCCACGGAUGCCAUCGGCAACUAGCGGCGGCUUCUCUUGGGCCGGGAGGGGAAGAAUCUGCGGAUUGCGGGCUCGGAUCGGCUCGGCUCCUCUCGGCCCGCUCCGACCUCCUCUCCUCUCCUCUUGCACCCCGACCAUUGACGACAGCGCACUUUCCAAAGUGAGGCGUGCAGGACUGGGAUGCCUGGAAUUGGAAAAGCUGGAUGCUGUAUUCUGGGACGCACAUCAAUGCUCGGGGAGUGCUCGGCACCCACCGAUUUUCGUUCUGGUUUUGCUGGCUCGAAUAUGCCUUCCUACUCGUGCUAGCCUAGCCUUGGGGCUCGUCAGAGUUUUGUUUCUUUCGCGCAUUUUUUCCCUCGCUGCUCGUUGACAGCGAGGGUUCCAACAUGUCUCUUCUUCUUAUUGACGGCCUUGAGACGGUCUUCGACCGGACAAGAGGCUAAAUGGGGAUGUUUUCCAAAGGAGAGCUUCUCAAAAACACCCGCCGGUGCUUCGCGCUAAAACAUGUCACAUUUUGACGAACCGCAAAGAGGACUCUAUGUCAUUGAAAAUUUGUUGCGGAGCAUCCGUCGGCCUAUGGACCUUGAUCUCACACGACCAGCGCCUACGCGAAUUUCAUUGUGAGCUGCCGUAAACAUUAUUAUGCCAGUGCAAUCGGGGGCAAAUUAAGGCUUGGUUGAAGAUCACUCACCUUGAAGUGACACCCAAAAGAUGGGAGCCUCAAAUUGCUGCGCAUCCAAGCUGCUGCAGACGUAGCCUUUCUAACCAGACCAAGGAAAACAGCGUCAGACCUUUUUAGGGCGCAUCGCCAAAUGGGUGCCUAUUUAGGUUAUGCGUGCACCAACCGAAGUCUUCCACCGAGGGAUGCAGAAAGAUCGGCUCACGUACUCCUACCUAGUGAGAGUAUGACAUCUCACACACACGGAAAUUAUUAACCACUCCAUGCUCCUCCGUGCAAUUCCAUGCGGUCAAAUGAGCGAGGGUAGCUUCGGGAAUACCCUUCCGGCAAUUUCUGCACGAGCAUGACACUCUUCAGGUCAUUCCCACUCGCAGAACUCGGAAAGUGGGAAAUUUUAAAGAGAGAUAAUCGAAAGCUAGAAAUACUGAACGUGGCAAUCAAUCAUAUUUGGAUUCAUCGUACGCCUACGGCUCAAAAUUCCUCUGAUCAUUGGGAUUCAUCAUGAGGAAAUCGAUGUGCUGUGAUGUAGACAUGACUUUUGUAGACCACGUCUUAAUGAAGACUUUCCAUCUCUGCGAAGUCCUGCAGCAAGUUUCGCCACCUGCCACCUGCCACCUGCCCACACGUCCCUACGUGAUCAGGUACUCCUAAAAGUUCUUAUGCGUCUGUCUCCGCUGGGAUUAGCGCUUGUAACUUGCGUGCCGUUUUCGCUCACGUGAAAUCUUCUGCAAUUUUAUCCGCUCGAUGCUAAACGAAUGACGGUCGGUUUGGCGAUCGUUUCCACGUCGGCAUCUUCUUCUUUCCAGAGGAAUUCUCCCACGAUGCCUCCUGUCCCUCUGCACAGACCUUCAUGCCUUCAAUUUGAUUCGGACUGCUGCUGCUCAUUUUCCUGAUUCUCACAUCGAGAGCAGCAUAUUCUCAUCCUUGCAUUGAAAAACUGUGAAUGACAACUUUCGUUACAUGGCUCUGCUUCCAUUAUGUUCUAAUCUGAAGUCAUGGUCUGACUAUAAAGUAAGCUUGGAACAUAGCUUCGACUGCACAGUCCCGCCGAACUCAUGACAUGAAUGACCUCGGGAGUCCAUGGGGGAUCUGUAUCGAGACUCGGGUUCUGGGGACUAAAAUGCAGCCGAGAUUUCCCAGUACUUGGGAGACGACAAGUCAUCAAGCAGACAGAAAUCGGCAUCAAAUGAGAGGCCUCUAUGUGGCAUAUUGUAAUCAGGGCAUAUGGAUCAAGAAUAUGUGGAUUAACCUGCGAUGGACACGUCGAAUUCCCGUAGAAAGCACACGAAGUGCUUAUGGUACACUCUGACAUUUUGUUGGUUGAAAAGUCACACCUCUACGUGGAAUGUGGAGAAUUGUAGACCGAGAAUGCACUAGAACUACGAUAAAAACUAUACGUUUGUGAUUUUCUAUCUUUCAUAAGCCAAAGCCGUAGGAAAAAUAAUACUUUUAGAAUCAAAACGUUUGCUUCCCUUUUCAUGUAGAGGAAAGUUCCAAUGCAAUCGCCGACCAGGACAUUCCUUAUAAUUUUUUCGAUUCUUUUAUCUUCUCAAGCACUUGCACUGAAGGUGGCGAUAUUCUUACAACAAAGCAUCACAAGUAAACUUGAAGGACAAUGAUAACUUUCCUUGGGCCCCCUUUAUGAUCCACUAUUAUUCUGCAUUUUAAAGUAAUAUCA
This is a messenger RNA of Marchantia polymorpha subsp. ruderalis, 2551 nucleotides long. Lineage: Eukaryota; Viridiplantae; Streptophyta; Marchantiopsida; Marchantiales; Marchantiaceae. The record is from the annotation of a GenBank genome assembly.